CGAUUUAUUUCUGAAUCUGUUCAACAUCAAACCAAAUACGUUAUUAUGGCAUUAGCUCCUAGAAUAUGGAUAUUUUUACUCAGUCUCUUCCACGUCUUAGGGUACCAUUUAACAUCAGCAGGGUAUUACUGCUAUUACAGCUAUUAUUACUAUAGUAGUCGCUGCUAUUACUACUACUCCUCCUACAGUGACGUAGGGACCAUUGCGGGGGCUGUCGUGGGAGGCAUAAUUUUCACAGUCAUCGUUGUUGUCGUUGUCAUCAUCAUCUGCUGUAAAAAGAAAAAUCGGCCAGGACAGGUCAUUCAUAAUACACCUGCAGUCAACACUGUGACCACAACUCAUUAUGGACAACCAGGAUAUGGACAAACAGGAUAUGGACAGCCACCACCAAGUUACGGACAACCACAGCCAGGAUUCAGCCAAUACAAUCAGUAUCCACCGCCACCUGGUGGUAACCCCGCCUAUCCUCCUCCACCACCUCCUAAAUAUUAACCAACCAAAACGUCUUCUCACUUUUAUUUCAGAAGUGCCAUUCACUUAUUGUGAUAUUUUCAUUCUAAAUAUGGUAUGCU
Molecule: messenger RNA, 572 nt
Organism: Saccostrea cuccullata (small rock oyster)
Lineage: Eukaryota; Metazoa; Mollusca; Bivalvia; Ostreida; Ostreidae
Exons: 3
Coding region: 46-492 (148 amino acids)
Source: RefSeq, a predicted model, not a curated record